AUGGGUCAGAAACCCGCCAAAGACUCUGGAUCGCUUAUUCCCCUGCCGAACCGGGCCUCGAUCAGCGGCCGUUUCUGCACGUCGCGCACUGAGCACUCUCGGAUCUUUGGCUGCGCCUGCAGCUGCAGCUGUUUCUGCUACGCAGAUCACUCCGAUUGGGAGAUACCGACCGUGGAGACGGCUCUCAACCUCCUUGCUGGGCUGGUGGAAGACUGCUGCCGCCGUCAAUUACGCCACUGA
Messenger RNA from Penicilliopsis zonata CBS 506.65, 240 nucleotides. RefSeq lists its product as hypothetical. Bases 1 to 240 code for a protein of 79 amino acids. The record is from RefSeq and is a predicted model, not a curated record. The transcript has 2 exons. Lineage: Eukaryota; Fungi; Ascomycota; Eurotiomycetes; Eurotiales; Aspergillaceae.